AAUCACCUCUGGGAUUUUUAUUUUUUCUUAAACAAACCAAAAACCACUGAAAAUUUUGAAAAAAAAAGUUUUUUCUUAGUUUUUGUUAUAAAAGUUUGUAAAUAAGUGAUUUUUCUCCUUCACUGAUGUGCGCUAAUGAGGCUGCAGUGAUGGGCACUGAUAGGCUGCACUGAUGGACACUGAUGAGGAGGCACUGGUAGGUGGCACUGAUGGGCAGGCACUGAUAGGUGGCACUGAUGCACACUGAUAGGC
This is a messenger RNA of Staurois parvus, 252 nucleotides long. The record is from the annotation of a GenBank genome assembly. Lineage: Eukaryota; Metazoa; Chordata; Amphibia; Anura; Ranidae.